AGUUUCUUAAAGUUAAAUUCCUAAUGUUUUAAGUAUUGAUUAAAAUGUAUGUAUAUUAUUUAUUAACAAUAAGCCUAAAAUGUAUUUAACAUGUAUUUUAUGUUUCCUUACUAUUUUAGCCGAGUCGCAGUACGGCAGGACACUUGUUGCAUUUUGGCAUUAUCCUUGAACAUAAAUCAAAAAGUCCAUCCGGUAAUCUGGUCACUUAGUGGCUUACCAUUUGAUUGUCUAUAUGCAAUGGCAGUACCUAAACCUAUUGGAGGGGUUCUUUUGGUUGCUGUAAAUGCUUUACUUUACCUCAACCAAAGUGUUCCACCAUAUGGGAUUUCCUUAAAUAGUUUCACAGAUUUUAGUACAUCAUUUCCUUUAAAACCACAAGAAGGUGUUAAGUUGUCAUUAGAUUGCUCAUCUGCGGCAUUUAUUUCUUAUGAUAAAUUAGUGAUAUCUUUAAAGGGAGGAGAAUUGUAUGUUUUAACGCUAUUUAAUGAUGGUAUGAGAAGUGUUAGAGGUUUUAAUUUUGAUCGAGCAGCUUCUAGUGUCAUCACGACGUGUAUGUGUAUUUGUGAAGAAGGUUAUUUAUUUCUUGGCUCGCGUUUGGGCAAUUCUCUGUUGCUACGCUACACUGAGAAAGUCGAUAUGAAAGAUAGUGCUGAGCAAAGUACAAAUUCAAUUAAAGAUGCAAGGUCAAAUACAGAAGAGAAACAAAAUGAUGAGACAUCCGAAGAACCAUCUGCUAAAAAGAUUCGAUUGGACAGUAUGGAUGAUUGGAUGGCUUCUGAUGUUGCACUCAUUGAAGAUCCUGAGGAGUUAGAAGUAUAUGGAAACCUGACUCAAACUACAAAACAACUAACAUCUUAUACAUUUGAAGUUUGUGAUAGCUUAUUGAAUAUUGGUCCUUGUGGCAAAAUAUGUAUGGGAGAACCAGCUUUCAUAUCUGAAGAAUUUUCUGCAAAUCCAGAUCCUGAUCUGGAACUUGUUACUACAUCUGGAUAUGGAAAAAAUGGUGCCUUGUCUGUUUUACAGCGUUCCAUUAGACCUCAAGUUGUGACUACGUUUGAAUUGCCUGGUUGUGUAGACAUGUGGACAGUUAUUGGGCAUAAUACAGAUUUAGAGAAGUUGGAAGAAAGGACAGAAGAGGACAAGGAAGACUCCAGUGAAGAGAAUCAAAAUAAAGCCUCUCAGAUUCUGAAGAAUUCUCAUGCAUUUCUUAUUCUGAGUAGAGUUGAUAGCACAAUGAUACUUCAGACUGGACAAGAAAUAAAUGAACUCGACCAUAGUGGUUUUAGCACACAAGCGCCUACGAUAUUUGCCGGCAAUCUUGGAAACAAUCGUUUUAUCGUUCAGGUUUCUCAGAUGGGUGUUCGUCUUUUGUAUGGUUCCCGUCAAGUGCAGCACAUACCUUUAGAUGCUGGAUCACCUGUUGUGUGGGCAUCUGUGGCAGAUCCAUAUGUUGUUAUCAUGAGUGCAGAAGGUUUAGUCAUACAGCUGAUGUUAAGAGUAGAUGAUUUUGGCAGCAGUGCUAGACUUGCAGUAUCCAGACCACAGCUGGCUCAAGUAAAAUCUCGGGUUUCUACAUUAUGUGUGUACAAAGAUGUUAGUGGGAUAUUUACUACUAUACCAAAACAAGAACCUGAUGAAGCAGUGCCAUUGUCACAUCCUGUUGCUCCUGCUGUUAGCAUCAAUGAUGUUAUUAAGAUGAACCCAGAAGCUGUGGAUGAUGAAGAUGCUUUAUUAUAUGGAGAGCCUAUAGUGCAUACAGAAAGACCAUUGGAUGAGUAUAAAGUUCCAUCAAAAAAGACUAGACGAAAAAUAGAGGUGAAAGAUGUGAAACCUACUUUCUGGUUAUUUAUUGUCCGAGAAAAUGGAGUUCUAGAGGUUUAUAGUCUACCAAAUUACAAGCUAUGUUAUUUAGUAAAGAACUUUCCAAUGGGGCAAAAGUAUUUAGUUGACAGUGGCCAAGCUACUUCUACUUUGCCUGGGAUGACUUCAGAUAAAGUUUCAGAGAAACAGCACGAAGCUCUACCCAUUAUUCAUGAAAUACUAGUAGUAGGCUUAGGCAUUCGUUCUUCAAGACCUAUGCUUUUGGCACGGGCAGAUGAAGAUUUAUUAAUUUAUGAAGCAUUUCCCUUCUAUGAAACUCAAAUAGAUAAUCAUUUAAAAUUAAGGUUUAGAAAGUUGAAUCAUGAUAUCAUUACUCGUGAACGAAAGUUAUUCAAGGCUAAGAAAACAGAAGAGGAAGAACAGACAUCCAGUUACAAAAGAUGGCUGCGUUAUUUUGUAGAUAUAUCUGGGUACAGCGGUGUUUUUGUGUGUGGCAUUUGUCCACACUGGUUAUUUCUGACAGUUCAUGGAGAACUGAGGGUUCAUCCCAUGACUAUUGAUGGAGCAGUCACAUGCUUUGCUCCAUUCCAUAAUGUAAACUGUCCCAAGGGCUUUUUGUAUUUCAAUAAACAGGGGGAACUUCGAAUAUGUGUUCUUCCGACUCACCUCAAUUACGAUGCCCCAUGGCCUGUUCGUAAGGUACCUCUGCGUUGCACUCCUCAUUUCAUCAAUUACCAUCCAGAAACAAAAACAUAUUGUAUAAUUACAAGUAACAUGGAAACCUGCACAAGACUUGUCCGAUUUAAUGGAGAUGAAAAAGAAUUUGAAGCUAUAGAAAGAACUGAUGAGCGUUACAUCUAUCCUAUGGUCGAAAAAUUCACCAUGCAGCUGUUUUCACCCGUCAGCUGGGAGAUGAUACCAAACACUUUAAUGGAGUUGGAAGAAUGGGAGCAUGUAACAUGUGUAAAAAAUGUGAUGCUUAUGUCUGAAGGAACUCGCAGUGGCUUAAAAGGUUAUUUAGCAGUGGGAACAAGCUACACAUAUGGUGAAGAUGUAACAAGUAGAGGCCGGAUUUUGAUCUUGGAUAUAAUUGAUGUUGUUCCUGAACCAGGCCAGCCACUAACGAAAAAUAAGAUCAAGCUGGUUUACAGUAAAGAACAAAAAGGUCCCAUCACUGCUAUAUGCCAAGUUUCAGGCUUCCUUUUAAGUGCAAUUGGUCAAAAGAUUUAUAUUUGGCAGCUAAAAGAUAAUGAUCUGAUUGGUGUUGCUUUUAUAGACACGCACAUCUAUAUUCAUUCUGCUAUUUCUUUAAAAAAUUUAAUAAUUGUUGCUGAUGUUUAUAAAUCCAUCUCAUUACUACGUUAUCAGGAAAACAGCAGAACACUAUCACUUGUGAGCAGAGAUGUAAAACCAUUGGAAGUUUAUGGCAUUGAAUUCCUCAUAGAUAAUUCUCAAGUUGGUUUCCUAGUGUCUGAUGUUGAGAAAAAUUUAGUUCUCUUCAUGUACUGCCCUGAAGCCAGAGAAAGUUUUGGCGGAUCAAAGCUUCUUCGUAAAGCAGACAUUCACAUCGGAUAUCACAUUAACACAUUCUUUCGAAUUCGCUGUCGUUUGGGUGAGAUAGCCAAUUACGAUAGGCGACAAGCUUCCAUUCUGGAAAAGAGACAUGUUACAAUGUUUGCAACAUUAGAUGGUGGUCUAGGCUAUGUAAUACCCAUUCCAGAGAAAACUUAUCGAAGGCUGCUCAUGUUGCAAAAUGUCUUAGUUACGCACAUUCCACACACGGCUGGACUUAAUCCUAAAGGCUUCAGGUAA
Molecule: messenger RNA, 3633 nt
Organism: Stegodyphus dumicola
Lineage: Eukaryota; Metazoa; Arthropoda; Arachnida; Araneae; Eresidae
Gene: Cpsf160
Product: cleavage and polyadenylation specificity factor subunit 1
Cellular component (GO): nucleus
Molecular function (GO): protein binding; nucleic acid binding
Source: RefSeq, a predicted model, not a curated record